CAAACGGACGUCUCUUCAAGGAGCCAUGGCUCUCCAAGUCUUCCAACUACCGCCUGAUUCCCUAUACCGCCAGAUUUCGAUUUCAAAUCCUUCACUUUCUGUACAUAUUUCCUUUUGUGUUGAAGAACAAGAACCCUAGCAAUCCACCAAAACAAAAUCAGUUUUCCAUUCAACAGCACUUGCAGGCUAUGAGCAGACGAGGCUCAAUGAUAGCCUUCUCCCAAUUAAUAACCUAUAUGGCUUCCCUUAAAUCUAAUUGUGCUUACCCACCAAAGUCUUUGACGAUCUCACGUUUUUACAUUUUCAAGAAUUCUUUCCGCGUAGAUUUCCGCAGCAGCAGCAGGUGCAUCAGUAGCUUUCCACAAGAUGAUCUUGAGGGAUUAAACGAUUCUUAUUUUUUGGCCCCAGAUGAUGCAGCUUGUUCAGUUCAAGAGAACAACAGAAAAAAACAGCCCGUUUCACCUCAAGAUUUCGCCUUUUUGCAGGAUGCAGUUCAUAGCUCGUCGAGUAAGAGUUUUGAUUCGGGUAAGUUCUCUGAUGAAGCCAUACUGAUAUCAGAUGCAAUUAGAGAUAAUGAAGACGAUUUUGGUGACAAAACUCAGAAAUUUCUUAGGCAAUUCAGGGAAAAAUUAAAUGAUUCUCUGGUAAUUGAGGUGUUGAAACUUGUACCAAGUCCUGAAUUGGGUGUCAAGUUCUUCAUUUGGGCUGGUCGACAAAUUGGGUAUAGCCAUACAGUUGGAGUUUAUCAUGCUCUGCUUGAUAGAUUGGGUUUUGAUAAGAACAGUAGAGUCCCGGAACAUUUUCUUAGAAAAAUUAGAGAAGAUGACAAAGAAAUUCUUGGUAAUUUGCUUAAUGUUUUGAUCCGAAAGUGUUGCAGAAAUGGGUUUUGGAAUGCAGCACUUGAGGAGCUCGGGAGGCUAAAGGAUUUCGGAUAUAAACCUUCAAAAUCAACAUAUAAUGCCUUAAUUCUGCUUCUCCUCAAGGCUGACCGAUUGGAUACAGCCUAUCUUGUCCAUAGGGAGAUGUCUGACUCGGGUUUUAAUAUGGAUCGGUUCACCAUGGGUUUUUUUGUUCAGUCCCUCUGCAAGGCUGGAAGGUGGAGAGACGCUCUCAGGAUCAUUGAAGAGGAAGAAUUCGUUCCUGAUACUGUGAUUUACAAUAAAAUGAUAAGUGGGUUGUGUGAGGCUUCUCUUUUUGAGGAAGCUAUGGAUUUUUUGCAUCGCAUGAGGACCAAUUCUUGUGUCCCUAAUGUCGAAACAUUUGAAACGUUGCUUACUGGAUGUUUGAGGAAAAGACAGUUGGGUAGGUGUAAGAGAAUUCUUAGCAUGAUGAUCACAGAAGGCUGUUAUCCAACUCGUUCAAUAUUUAAAUAUCUUGUUGAUGCUUAUUGCAGAACAGGAGACUACAUCUAUGCCUAUAAGUUACUCAAGAAGAUGGUGGAUUGUGGUUACUUUCCAGGUUAUGUGGUAUACAAUAUCUUGAUUGGAGGUAUUUGUGGAAAGGAGGAAUUACCCAGUUCUGAUAUAUUGGAGCUUGCUGAAAAAGCUUACUGUGAAAUGCUUGAUGCAGGUUUUGUGUUGAAUAAGGUAAAUGUAGGGCAUUUUUCUCGUUGUCUUUGUGGGGUUGGAAAAUUUGAAAAGGCUUUUUCAGUUAUUCGUGAAAUGAUGACCAAGGGAUUCAUACCUGACAUUAGUACUUACUCCAAAGUGAUUGGUUUUCUCUGUCAGGCCUCCAAAGUUGAGAAGGCUAUCCUUUUAUUUGAAGAAAUGAGAAAAAAUGGUAUUGUCCCUGAUGUCUUUACUUACACUAUUCUAAUCGAUAGUUUUUGUAAAGCUGAUCUCAUUGAACCGGCUCGCAACUUAUUUGAUGAAAUGGUAAGAGAUGGUUGUGCUCCUAAUGUGGUGACAUAUACUUCUCUUAUACAUGCAUAUCUUAAAGUAAGGAAAGUAUCUAACGCGAACGACCUUUUUGAGAGGAUGCUAUCAGAGGGUUGUAUUCCAAACAUUGUUACAUACACAGCUUUGAUUGAUGGUCACUGCAAGGCUGGGCACGUUGAGAGGGCUUGCCAAAUUUAUGGAAGAAUGAGGGGUAAUUCUGAUAUUCCAGAUGUAGAUAUGUACUUUAGAAGUGAUGGUAGCAAUCUCAUUAAACCAAAUGUUGUCACUUAUGGAGCUUUGGUUGAUGGUCUAUGCAAGGCCCACAAAGUGGGCGAGGCUCUUGACUUACUAGAAGCAAUGUCAAAGUCAGGUUGUGAGCCUAAUCAAAUUGUAUAUGAUGCUCUUAUUGAUGGCUUUUGCAAGGUUGGGAAGCUAGAUGAAGCACAAGAGAUCUUUACAAAGAUGUCAGAAAAUGGGUAUAGUCCAAAUGUUUACACUUAUAGCUCUCUAAUUGAUAGGUUAUUUAAGGAUAAACGAUUAGAUCUUGCCUUGAAGGUCUUAUCUAAGAUGCUAGAAAAUGACUGCCCUCCAAAUGUGGUUACCUACACUGAAAUGAUUGAUGGUCUUUGUAAAGUUGGGAAGACUGACGAGGCUUAUAAGCUUCUGGUGAUGAUGGAAGAGAAGGGAUGUUGUCCCAAUGUUGUGAGUUAUACUGCAAUGAUAGAUGGCUUUGGCAAAGUGGGUGAAGUUAACAUGUGCCUUGAAGUCUUGAGAAAGAUGGAUGCUAAGGGUUGUGCUCCAAAUUUUGUCACAUAUGGUGUGUUGAUAAAACAUUGUUGUGUGGCAGGCCUUUUGGAUGAAGCUCACAAACUUCUAGAGGAGAUGAAACAAACCUAUUGGCCAAGAUAUGUAACAGGCUAUCGCAAAGUCAUUGAAGGUUUCAGCAGAGAAUUUAUAGCUUCACUUGGCCUCCUAAAUGAGAUUACAGAGAGCAAUACAAUGCCAAUUGCUCCAACUUACAGAAUUUUGAUUGAUUGCUUUUGUAAGGCCGGGAGAUUAGAGGUAGCAUUGGAGUUAUAUGAAGAGAUGUUGACAUCUUCAGUAUUUUCAUGUGCUGACAGGACUACUUAUUCUUCUUUGAUAGAAAGCCUCUCCCUUGCAUUGAAGGUUGAGAAAGCUUUUGAAUUGUAUGCAGAUAUGACAGGGAGGGGUCACAUUCCAGAUCUAAGUGUCUUCUUUUACCUUAUUAAAGGUCUCAUUAAGAUAAACAAGUGGGAUGAAGCACUUCAACUUUCGGAUAGCAUAUGUCACAUGGACAUCUAUUGGCAUCCUAGGGAAGGGACUAUUAACCAGAGCUAGUUAAUUUAUUUGCAUCUAGUUCCUUACCUAUGACCAUCAGAGGAGCUACAUGAGAAAUGAAUGUGGUGGUCCUAGAUUGGUACCUGCCGUUGAGAUAGGCAGCUUUUAUCCAGUGAAGAAACAUGAAGUUGCAAAGUGGUCCUCCAGCUGGCUCAUUCUUUUUCAACCACAUUUUAAGAAGAUAUUGAAAUGAUGUGGCAUCUAGUGUUAUUUUUCAGCCAGCAGAAGUAAAGCUCUGUCCUGGGGAUCGCUGCAACCACUAAAUCUGAUGUGCAGCUCAACAUUAGCAUGCUAGAACUUAUCUUUGCUAGAAGAGGGUGCUGCUGGAACUGAUUUCUUCCGUGCUCCUUACUUCUUGUGGGAAGGGUAUCCAUUGGCAUCGUAGUGAAGAAAAUUUCAACAGAACAUCCGCUUUGUGGCCAUUUCAGCAUUUUUCUGGUGAGCCUGAGAUAUGGUUAUGGCACGUGGAUUCCUAGUAUGCUAUCCACGAAGAAUCAGGUAUAUUGAUGUGCAACCAAUGGUUUACAUUUGUAGUUGAAAAGCUCAAAUGUUAACAUAAGAAUGAGUUGGAUUGCACAAGGACAGUCAAUUUUUUGAUUUUCCAGAUCAUAAAUGAGGAA
Telopea speciosissima is the source of this 3856-nucleotide messenger RNA. Its product is annotated as pentatricopeptide repeat-containing protein At1g06710, mitochondrial. The coding region runs from base 189 to 3236 and encodes 1015 amino acids. NCBI's taxonomy places the organism in Eukaryota, Viridiplantae, Streptophyta, Magnoliopsida, Proteales, Proteaceae. The record is from RefSeq and is a predicted model, not a curated record. The transcript has 4 exons. Gene Ontology annotation, molecular function: protein binding.